GAAGGCACAAUCAAAUUAAAAUAAACCUGAGAGAUCAGAUACAAAGAGAUCGAGCAAUGGCAUUAGUGUCUUCACUUUCUCCUGCGACCCCUUCUUCGGUUCAAACCAACACUUUGAACCCAUUGGGUUGGACUGAUGAUCAGAUCCUGGAGAAGGUUUACAUUACCCACGUCCACACCGCUGAAAGGUACGAUGUGGAAUCGCUUUUCAACGUUACUGCAAACAUCAUCAAGCGUUCUACUGCACUUGCUGACAGUGUUGCUGUUAAGACUGGCACACCCGUUGGUCUUAUUGAAGACAAGGUUCCUUUGUCCACUUUCGACCCACCGUUCCUAAAACUUAAGCAUAUUGCUUCUCAGAUGAUGAACACACCGCACGGUGAGCAUCAUGCACACAGCACAGCAAUGUCGAUCCUUGACCAGCUGAGAACGUACACAUGGGAUGGAAAAGCGAUAUUGGUUCUGGCGGCUUUGGCUUUGGAGUAUGGAAACUUCUGGCACCUCGUCCAGACUCCGAGUGGAGACCAUCUGGGAAGAUCACUGGCACAGAUGAGCCGAGUUCACAUCGUGGAGAGGAACAGGCAAGCCGUGGCUGACUACAACAGCUUGGUCAAGAACUUGCUCAUCGCGGUUGAGUGCAUCACCGAGUUGGAGAGGCUUUCCACCAAAGGUUAUGACUUGAAGGACGUCCCAGCCUUGGCAGAAGCCAUGCAAGAGAUCCCUGUUGCUGUCUACUGGGCUAUCGUCACCACUGUUGUCUGUGCUAAUCACUUUGAUUUCCUCCUUGGUGAAUCGGACUCUAGAUACGAAAUAGCCAAUUUUGACGACAAGCUUGCAGCUGUUAUCAGCAAAUUAAAGGCGAAUCUCACCAGGAGCAGAAAGAAAAUAGGUGACCUAGAAGACUACUGGAGGCGUAAGAAGUUGCUUCAAACCCCCACAGAAAUUGUAGAGGUUCUCAAGGUUCUGAUCUACCACAACGAAGUUCACGACCCCCAUGUCUACGAUGGACUCACCAGACAAAUGGUUAGCAUCGAAGUGUUCAGGAAGAAACACGUGUUACUGUUCAUUUCGGGGCUUGACAGCAUCAGAGAUGAGGUUCGGCUUCUGCAAUCAAUCUAUGAGGGAUUACAGGAAGAUCCAAGGGAAGUGAAAGGAUACAGGAAAGAGGAUUUCAGGAUUCUGUGGGUCCCUGUCGUGGAUGAGUGGAAUCUUCUGCACAGGGCAGAGUAUGAUAACCUGAAGCUUGAAAUGCCGUGGUAUGUGACGGAAUACUUCUACCCCUUGGCGGGAAUCAGGCUCAUAAGGGAGGACUUGAACUACAAGAAUAAACCCAUCAUCCCUGUGCUCAACCCUCAAGGCCGGGUCGUCAACUACAAUGCAAUGCACAUGAUUUUCGUCUGGGGCAUCGAUGCCUUCCCUUUCAGACCCUCUGAUGAUGAUGUCCUCACCCAGAAAUGGAAUUGGUUCUGGGCCGAAAUGAAGAAAGUCAAUCCCAAGCUGCAAGACCUUAUAAAAGCGGACAGUUUCAUCUUCAUAUAUGGAGGCAGUGACAAGAAGUGGCUGCAAGAUUUCGCUCAGGCAGUGGAAAGAAUCAAAAGGCAUGAGAUCAUCAAGAGGGCAGACGCGGUGAUAGAGCACUAUCCAUUCGGAAGGGAAGAUCACAGGAUCGUUCCUCGCUUCUGGAUUGGCAUAGAGAGCCUGUUCGCGAACAUGAUUCAGAAGACACACAAGGACCCUACCAUUGAGGAGAUUAAGAGCUUGCUCUGUCUGAAACAGCAACAACCCGGGUGGGUUCUUCUCAGCAAAGGGUCGAACGUGAAGUUGUUGGGGAGUGGGGACCCAAUGCUGGCAACUGCAGCUGAUUUCGAGAUAUGGAAGGAAAAGGUGCUGGAGAAAGCAGGGUUUGACGUGGCUUUCAAGGAAUACUAUGAGCAGAAGCGUCGCAACUACCCUCAGGAAUGCUCGAACAUGCAGUUGGCUAACUACCCUGCUGAUAUUCUUCACCCCAUUAAUUGCCCUGAUGCUGCUUGUGGCAGAUCCAUGGAGAUUGCUUCUGUAAGUUACAAGUGCUGCCACGGUCAAGCAGCUCAUCACAAGGCUGAAGUUCCAGAGAGUGGCGAUGUCAUGAUUGAGAAGAAGCUCUACGCUUCUUAAUUGCAACGAUCCAUUUUGCUGACGGAUCCACCUUUUCAAUUCUAUUCCAAGUCUGUGUGCACUACGUACUUUUAUCAUACUAUUCUCAUUUUUACGUUUCGGCUGUAUGUUGUCAUGAAGCCUCUUCUGUGCUGCCCUUCUAUGGGUUGAAAAUAAUGGCUUCAAACACCAUCUGUUUGUUUAUCUGCAAUUGAUUUUGAUUCAAUUCAAGAGAAUCCAGUUGUUGGCUUCUAUUAUGAUUUCA
Messenger RNA from Glycine soja, 2397 nucleotides. Its product is annotated as protein SIEVE ELEMENT OCCLUSION B-like. The record is from RefSeq and is a predicted model, not a curated record. Gene Ontology annotation, biological process: phloem development. The transcript is spliced from 6 exons. Bases 57 to 2153 code for a protein of 698 amino acids. Lineage: Eukaryota; Viridiplantae; Streptophyta; Magnoliopsida; Fabales; Fabaceae.